AUGUGCAAAUUCUACCUCUACCGCCACCCCUGCGCCCACACAACCAGCACCUUCGCCCAAUACUGCCCCGCCGCAGCCCACACGCAAACCCCCUGCGCCACGCCCUCGAGCAAGGAAGUCUGGCUGCAGUUCCGCGUCGACGACAACUGUCCUGCGUGCUACGACAAGGACACCCCCGCGGAGCCAGCUGGCUUCAUGGCCGGCGGAGGAGGAGGAGCAGGGGGAGGGGUGGACAGUACGCGGGCGGUGGCGGCGAGGUAUGCGGCGCAGAUGCAGAUGCAGAUGCAGAUGCAGAUGCAGAGGGGUGGUGGAGCAGUGGGAGUGGCUGCUGGGAGGGUUGUGGGGAAGAGGGUUGUUGGGGUGAGGAGGUCGUGA
Pseudovirgaria hyperparasitica is the source of this 375-nucleotide messenger RNA. RefSeq lists its product as uncharacterized. The transcript has a single exon. NCBI's taxonomy places the organism in Eukaryota, Fungi, Ascomycota, Dothideomycetes, Acrospermales, Acrospermaceae. The record is from RefSeq and is a predicted model, not a curated record. Bases 1 to 375 code for a protein of 124 amino acids.